Molecule: messenger RNA, 3738 nt
Organism: Toxorhynchites rutilus septentrionalis
Lineage: Eukaryota; Metazoa; Arthropoda; Insecta; Diptera; Culicidae
Gene: Sap-r
Exons: 8
Coding region: 155-3343 (1062 amino acids)
Biological process (GO): sphingolipid metabolic process
Cellular component (GO): lysosome
Source: RefSeq, a predicted model, not a curated record
UUCAGCCAGUAUCAUUCUCUCUCCAGCAGUGAAUGCAAUCGGUGCAGUGUCUAUUUUUCCAAUCUGCGUGUUAGGAAAGUGAAAUUAAAAAAAAAUCAAUCUAAUUAGAUUACCAAGGAACAAAGUGAUACGCAUAUUGCGAAACAAAAACAAGAUGAAAAGCCUCUGGCUUGUUCUAGCUGGUAUAUUGCUGGCGAUAGCAACGGUUUCGGCAACACCAGUGAACACCGGCGGUGGGCACCUGCUUGGCGCAAAGGAAUGUACCUGGGGUCCAACCUAUUGGUGUUCCAAUUUGAGGAAUGCCAAGGGCUGUGGCGCGGUAACGCACUGCAUCCAAACGGUGUGGGAGAAAAAGAAGUACCCCGUUGAUAACGAUGAAAUCUGCAACAUUUGCCUGGACAUGGUCAAACAAGCGCGUGACCAGCUGGAGAGCAACGAAACCCAGGCCGAUCUGAAGGCCGUCUUCGAGGGAUCUUGCAAUCUGAUUCCGAUCAAGGUGGUGAAGAAGGAAUGCAAGCAGUUGGCUGACGAUUUCAUUCCCCAGCUGGUGGAGGCUUUGGCUUCGCAGAUGAACCCGAAUGUGGUUUGCAGCGUUGCUGGACUGUGCAACAAUGCGGAGAUCGACAAGAUGUUGGAGGAAAUGCCGGCCGUUAAGCCGAAAGAGCAGGUCGAUGUGGAUGAAUCAACCGGCGUGAGUGCGGAAGCGUUGGAUGAUUUUAGUUGUGACAAGUGUGACAAAAUCGCUGGUAUGAUCUCCGAUCGGUUUCACGCAAGUGAUCGGGACGAGGUGUUGGAAGGCUUUCUCAGGUUCUGUGGCCGAAUGGGAUCAUUUUCGGAUGGCUGCUCGAGCAUUCUUCUGACUUACUUCAACGAGAUUUACAAUCAUAUGACGAAGCAACUGAACGCGGAAAAUGUCUGUCAUAUGUCGGGAGUAUGUUCCGCCCGGUUCCACCAGCACGAGGAAAGCGAACAAAUUGAAAUCCGUCCGAUGGGAGGCGUUGGCGUGAUUCGAGUGGAUGACGAACAGAUGGGUGACGACAUUCCUUGCAAGCUGUGCGAGCAGUUGGUUGACCAUCUGAGAGAUGUGCUGAUAGCGAACACAACUGAACUCGAGUUCAAGCAAGUGCUGGAAGGUCUCUGCAAGCAAACCAAAACCUUCAGCAAAGAGUGUCUGAGUCUGGUCGAUCAGUACUAUGACGAAAUAUACAACACGCUGGUCCACAAUCUGAACAGCAACGAUGCAUGCUUCAUGAUUGGAGUUUGUCCAAAGGGAUUAGGCAAGGUACUUGAUGGUCCCAUUAUGCCAAUCGUUCCCGUUAAGGUAGCUGUUAGACAUGAACAGAAUCAACCCCCACGAAAGCAGCUUCUAGGUGAAAACGAACCGAAACUGUCGGCCGUAGAGAUUCAGCAGGCUCAGCUACCGAUUGACCGCUUGAUGGGAGCACCGCUGUCACUUGGUUUGGUCAACAACGGAGGCCUGUGUACUCUUUGUGAAUACUUUAUGCACUUCGUCCAGGAAGCUCUCAGCGAACCGGCCAAUGAAGAUGAAAUCAAAAACGUUGUUGGAACCACCUGCAACAAGCUUCCCAAAGCAAUUAAGGGCGAGUGCCACAACUUUGUCGAUUUAUACGGCGAUGCUGUCAUUGCUUUGCUGAUUCAAUCGAUUGACCCACGACAAGUUUGUCCCCAGCUGCGGAUGUGCCCUGCAGCCAAUGCAGACAUUGAGAUCUUUGCCCCAGCCCAAAUUGACGUAACGAUCGAUGCCAACGCUGGAAAAGAUAAGCCAACAUGUCCACUGUGUCUCUUCGCGGUAUCUCAGCUGGAAGAGAAUGUCAAGGACAACCGAACCAAGGAAAACGUUCGACACGCAUUGAGCAAACUAUGCUCGCACCUCUCACCCAAGCUGAAGUUGGAAUGUAAUGAUUUCGUGGACACAUACUCCUCGGAACUGAUCGAAAUGUUGGUAUCCGAUUUCACCCCGCAAGAAAUCUGCGUCUAUCUCAAGCUAUGCGUUGACCAACGUCCCGAUUUGAGCCUGCUGAAUAUGGAGUUCGAGCAUGAAAAUCGUCAACAGAACCACCAUCAGCAGCUGCCCCCCCGGUACGAUAUUGAGACGAACGAAAUCCCGGAUAUCACGGUCAACGGACAGAUCACCGUUGAUCACGAGCCAACUGUCAUCACGCCCGAAUGUCUCGUUUGCGAGGAAAUGGUCAAGGCGGUUGAGAAGCGGGUAAGAAACAAAAAGAGCAAGGAACAGAUCAAAGACGCUCUGGAACAUGCCUGCGAUCGGCUGAAGAAGUACAAGACGAAGUGCGAGCGCUACAUCGACGCGCACAGUGACCAGAUUGUGGAUCUGCUAAUGAAGCAGCUGUCGCCGAAGGAAAUCUGCCGGGACCUCGGGUUCUGUAUUGCGAAGGAAAUCGAUGAAUGUUUUUUUCUCUUUGCAUUUUUCAAUUAUGAACCAAUUCCAUUCAGCAAUUGGUCAACUCCUCCCAUGCCAGUUCAGAUUCCCUGUAAUUAUGACAUUUGUAGAUACGGUCUGGAGGUUGACGAAGCCCUGCUGGACUACGUGGUCGAACCUGCGGUCGUAGAAACUACCAUUGUGGAUCUGGAAACCAAAAAACCAGGCGACGCCGCGUCUCAGCCUCCACAGUGUGCCAUCUGCGAGUUCGUAAUGAUCAAGCUGGAAUCGGAGCUGUCGGACAAAAAGACCGACCAGAACAUCGAGAACAUCGUUCGGUCGGUUUGCUCCAAGAUGCCAAACACUGUGUCGAAGCAGUGCAGCAAUCUGAUCGAUGAGUAUGGUGAGUUCAUCAUUAAAUUCUUGGCCACAAUUCCCCCGCAGGAGAUCUGCAAAAAGUUGUCUCUUUGCUGGAAGGAGCUCCAGGAGCUGGAGAAUGUCAAUGCGGAAGUUGUCGAAUGUGCCGUCUGUCAGGGAGCUACCGAAGCCAUCGAGGGCAUGCUGCGACAAGACUCGUCGUUUUCUUCCGAUCUUAUGAAACACGUUGAUAAGAUUUGUAACAACCUUCCGGCCCACUACUAUCAACGCUGCGAUACGUUGGUUUCUGUUUACGGUGUCAGUAUGAUGCGUCAGUUAAAGAACCACGUCGAGAAGGAACAGGUUUGCGUCAAUAUGGGACUGUGCGGAAAUACAUCCGGUUAUGUGCGAUUCGAAGACGAAGUUGCAAAGAGCGAUCACGUCGAAAGGAAGCACGAGCAUCUGGUAGGAGCUCAAGAGUGUACCUGGGGACCUAGCCACUUCUGUUCCAGCGAGGAAAUUGCUCAGAGGUGCAAUACCAGCAAAUACUGCUCCGAAAAGAAGCUCGGCAAAUGGCAGAAUUAACGAGACAGAUUUGGAAUACAGAUUUUUUUUUUUAUAUUUAGAAGAAGGGAAGAGCUUACGAAUGUAAACGAUACCAAGAAGUGCUAUAAUUCGAUUUAAGUUGUCCUAUCUGAUAGAGUUUCUUCUUGCAUAUCGAGUUUGCGAUGCAACAGUGAAUGUGAUUGAAGCGAGUGAUUUUGUUUCGUCGUCUGAGGGGAUGUAUUAAGAAGAGGAAACAAAAUUUGAUUUAAAUUGAUUGUGUUGUAGAAAAAGAAAAAAAAGCAUCGAAACAAAUUACAAGUGGGUCAAAAUAUAUAUCCUUUCUUAAUUAGGCUGUUGAUAUAAGUUAUCUGUGAAAUAUUUUGUAGAGAACAAAAACAAAUUUUAAUAAAAAUAAAACAUUUCUAUCAAUUGGA